AUGCGGAUGAGAAAGUCUCCUGUCAGGAACCACCUCAAUCUGGCGACUUCUACUUCGAAUUUCGAUGUUGACGAACGGGAAAGCGCAAGACAGACGUACUCACGAAUCAGAAGGUGCAUGUGGUGCUUGUCAAUUCUUGAAAGACGAUUGGGUCAAAGCAGUGAAAAUUGUCACGUUGUCUAUCCGCCCAUUCUAUCUCAGCUGAGGUGGCAGUUUGGCAGAUGGGGACCCCCGUUCCUCAGAUGGACAUGCUUCUGCCGCUACAGGGGUGAAGCUCUGGAGAUCGCUGGGAUCGACCGCCGUUCUGCGACAGCAUUAGCAGGUCUCGAGGAAGGCACUGAUUACUGCGCUUGCCAGUACCCGGGAUGCAUUGUAUCAGUCAACGACUCGUAUCUGGCAAGCACAUAUGCGAAAACGAGGACGUAUGCAGUUAAGAGUGCCGACGCUGCCGAGGAUCCUCCGAAAGAAACACUAAGCCCGUUUCGCCCAAGGUGGACCUCUCCAGCCGACCCUUUCCUUCCCAUCUUCAACCUCUCCUUCGUGCAUCCCAAAACCCUCUACCUUUUGGAUCACGACAACAUCACGCGUCUUAUCGUCGAGGCAUACGCCCUCGCCAUCGGAAUAGUUCGUUCUUCCCUUUCUUUCUGCAUUAUCUUUACUCAUCCGCAACCUAUUGUCCAUCCAUCACCUCAAUUCAAUCCCCAUUAUUCCUGUCUUCCCUCUCCCAGACCAUCCAUUCUUACUCCCGCCCAACUGCCUGUUCAACCAUCCUCGUUUGUCAAUCAUUCUCAGCAGGCCUCACUUGGCAUUCCGUCUUUCUUCUUCUUCCGUUUGCACCGUCAUCGUCAGAGUGACGAGUCGGUUUUCAACUCAUCUUUGCCCUCUGGCAGCUGCACCACUUUUUACUGCUACUUCCGUCCCGAAUUCUCAAUUCUUUCUCUAUCUCUUCUUCCGUUUCCCUCAGAAGCCGCUUCCUCCUUCCUUCCUUCGAUCGAGCAAGCGAAACGAAAUCACAUGAGUAGCAACCACGCAGCUACCCGACGCCGACGCGAUACUUAA
Messenger RNA from Colletotrichum lupini, 1059 nucleotides. RefSeq lists its product as uncharacterized. The record is from RefSeq and is a predicted model, not a curated record. The transcript is spliced from 6 exons. Bases 1 to 1059 code for a protein of 352 amino acids. NCBI's taxonomy places the organism in Eukaryota, Fungi, Ascomycota, Sordariomycetes, Glomerellales, Glomerellaceae.